Molecule: messenger RNA, 1758 nt
Organism: Lotus japonicus
Lineage: Eukaryota; Viridiplantae; Streptophyta; Magnoliopsida; Fabales; Fabaceae
Product: beta-amyrin 11-oxidase-like
Exons: 8
Coding region: 83-1537 (484 amino acids)
Biological process (GO): brassinosteroid homeostasis; sterol metabolic process; multicellular organism development
Cellular component (GO): endoplasmic reticulum
Molecular function (GO): heme binding; iron ion binding; ent-kaurenoic acid monooxygenase activity
Source: RefSeq, a predicted model, not a curated record
UUAGCAUAGAGAGUACAUCUUAUUAGCCUAGAGGAGUGGAAGAUGAAUUGAGCUAGCAAUCGAUAGGACAGACAUAUUGAAAAUGGAAUUAUACUGGGCUUGGGUGUGUGCUGCCACUUUGGCGACAUGUUAUGUUUUAAGGAGGUUGAAUGGGUGGUAUUAUGAUGUGAAGCUAAGAAAGAAACAGUACCCUCUGCCUCCUGGUGAUAUGGGAUGGCCUCUUAUUGGCAAUCUAAUUCCUUUCUACAAAGAUUUCUCAUCCGGUCGUCCUAAUUCUUUCAUCAACAAUCUUCUUCUCAAAUAUGGAGAAGGUGGUAUCUACAAGACUCACUUGUUUGGGAACCCAAGCAUAAUCGUGUGUGAGCCUGAGAUUUGUAUGAGAGUGCUGACAGAUGAUGUGAACUUUAGAGUUGGGUAUCCAACAACCAUCAAAGAGUUGAUACGAUUAAAACACAUCUCUCGUGCUGAACAUAAGCAAUACCGGCGUCUAGUCAAUACUCUUCCCAUCCUAGAUCACCAAGCGCUAGCAACACUUUACCUGGAACGCAUCGAGAACAUUGUGACUAAUUCGUUAGAAGAGUUGUCCAGCAUGAAACACCCCGUUGAGUUGUUGAAAGAGAUGAAGAAAGUAACCUUCAAAGUCUUCAUCCACAUUUUAAUGGGCUCUUCCAUUCACCACAUGAUCAUUGAAAACAUGGACACUUCUUUUGCUGAGUUGACUAAUGGGAUACUCUCUGCCCCUAUUAACGCACCUGGUUUUGUUUUCCACAAAGCACUCAAGGCACGUAAGAAGCUAGCAAAAAUACUUCAAUCUGUUGUGGAUGAAAGGAGGCUCAGAUCGAAAAAUGGUCAAGAGGGAAAAGAUAAAGUAUUUCUUGAUAAUCUUCUGGAAGCAAAGGAUGAGAAUGGUCGGAAACGGGACGACGAGUAUAUUGUUGACGUACUAAUAGCACAAUUAUUUGCUGGUCAUGAAACUUCUGCAACUGCUCUCAUGUGGACAAUUUUAUAUCUUACACAACACCCACACAUCUUGGAAAAAGCUAAGAAAGAGCAGGAAGAAAUCAUGAAGGCAAGAGUGUCGUCACAGGGUAGAUUAAAUCUUCAGGAAAUUAAGCAAAUGGUUUAUCUUUCUCAGGUAAUUGAUGAGACGUUGCGAUGUGCUAAUAUUGUGUUUACAACAUUUCGAGAGGCCAUUUCUGACGUAAAUAUUAAUGGUUAUGUCAUACCGAACGGAUGGAGGGUGUUAGUUUGGGCAAGGGCUGUUCAUAUGAAUCCAAAAUACUACCCAAAUCCCGAAGAAUUUAACCCAUCAAGAUGGGAUGAUUACCAUGGCAAAGCAGGAACUUUUUUACCUUUUGGAGCAGGGAGUAGGCUAUGUCCCGGAAAGGACUUAGCAAAACUUGAAAUUUCUGUAUUUCUUCAUUAUUUCCUACUUAACUACAAGUUGGAGCGAAUAAAUGCAGAAUGUCCUAUUACUUUCUUGCCAAUACUCAAGCCUGUGGACAACUGUCUUGCUAAGGUGAUAAAGGUUUCAUGAAAUUAGUUAGCUUGUGCUCAAGUUUCAAAAGGAAAAAUAAUAGAGUAAUAAGUUUGUAGGUGAGUUCAAAAAAAUAAGUUUGUAGGUACAUAAGUUUGCGGUUGGAUUCAAUAAAGAAACCAUAUUUCUCAUUCUCCAUUAUGCUUGUCUUGAUGGACAAAGACUCAUAUUGUAAUUUCCUCCCUCAAUUAUUUUGCUAUUAGUGUGUUAUUUUUCGAUCA